AUGCUACGCGAACGAUUGCUCCGCUUCGUGCUAAAAGUUUCCUAUUACAACUCACUUGCGGUGGGUUUGCUGCCAGCGCCGCUAGACAAAAAGACAUACAAAUUCCAAUCCACACGGGUAUACCUCGCGCAUAGCGCCUUCUCACAUGUUUUCUACAUAGUGGCCAGUGCAUGUGCCAGCUUAUAUUAUUUCCAUUUUGGCUCUAUGAAGUUUCAUCUGGUAUUGCAAUGGACUAGCAGCAUAGCGAAUGUAACGAAAAAUCUCUUCAUUAUAGUUUUGAUCAAGGAGAUAUGGUGCAAAAGACGUUGCGUUAUGGAAGCUUUUGCGGACUAUUUUGAGCUGGAAGCACGACACGAAGCAUUUCUAUGUGAACAUCAAUACAAAGUAACAGAAGAAAAUGGCACCGAGUAUGUAAUCCAGAGCGAAAACGGAAGUACAAGGAAUGUCAGCUCGGAUUGCGAAUCAGCGCAGGAAAAUGAGAUAAACAUCAAAUACUUGAAGCGCUACAUUGCCAACCUCAUCAUUUGCAAACUCUUUCUUGGCUAUGGGCUUCUUCUCUUGAACGCUUAUAUUUUUAUAAGUCAUAAUCCAGGUAGCGAUCCGUGGUACCCACCCAUCACCUUUAUCUCAUACGUAUUGAACACUUUUGGCCUUACCGUUUCUGGACAUUUCUUCUACGUAUUCUGCCAACUUUAUCGACAGUUUGCGCAAAUAAACUCACAGCUGCAUUCGUUGUUGGAGCAACUCCAUCAACACCAAAGACCGAAUGAUGUCGUAGCAACAGUUUUUGCCCGGCGUAUUAACUCUCUGGCCACAUUGCAUCUGGAUGGCUACCGUCUGGCACAACGUAUUUUCACCAUCGGAGAGCUGACACUGGCCGCUUUGUUGUUGCGCCUAUUUGCUGUUAACAUGCGUACGGUUUAUAGUGUUUGUCUCUUUCUUGGGCAAAAGUCGAUUUGGAGUUUAUGGCCCUUGGUCAAUGAACUCUUGUACACUUUCGCGGCAUUUGUUAAUACGAUAAUGGUAAUGGGUAUACUGGAUGCGGCGUUGGAGAAAUGCAAUCAUACUGGACAAGUACUGAGAGCGUAUGUGGAUUUGGUGGAAAUGCACGAUGCUGAGUGUUUGAGAAAAGCGCUGGACUCAUUUGCAGCCCAUCUCAGCACUCAUAAGCUUCGUUACAAAGUUUGUGGCCUCUUCGAAUUCAAUAAAGGAUCAUCGUUGCACUUCUUUAUGAUGGUAUUGGUAAAAGUAACGGUACUAGUGCAAUUCGAUAUGCAAAACAAGUUGAAGGCGUAA
This is a messenger RNA of Anastrepha ludens (Mexican fruit fly), 1296 nucleotides long. RefSeq names its product putative gustatory receptor 58a. The transcript has 2 exons. Gene Ontology annotation, cellular component: membrane. The record is from RefSeq and is a predicted model, not a curated record. NCBI's taxonomy places the organism in Eukaryota, Metazoa, Arthropoda, Insecta, Diptera, Tephritidae. Bases 1 to 1296 code for a protein of 431 amino acids. Gene Ontology annotation, biological process: sensory perception of taste.